This is a messenger RNA of Pleuronectes platessa (European plaice), 2807 nucleotides long. It is a transcript of the gene spata20, whose product is annotated as spermatogenesis associated 20. Bases 121 to 2583 code for a protein of 820 amino acids. NCBI's taxonomy places the organism in Eukaryota, Metazoa, Chordata, Actinopteri, Pleuronectiformes, Pleuronectidae. The record is from RefSeq and is a predicted model, not a curated record. Gene Ontology annotation, biological process: carbohydrate metabolic process. The transcript is spliced from 16 exons.
GUGUGAAAGUUGUUGUGUGUUUAAUGAAUGGCUAACGUUAGCUUAACAAGUGGCUAACUUUAGCUUAAUACGUGGCUAACUUUAGCUCAGUGAGGUCACAGAUACAGUCGGUGGAUUAGCAUGUUCAGGAUCGCAUGGCGUCGGUCGGUGUGCACAAGCAGCGGCUGUGAGCACGCUCGCCUCCUGACUGCGGGGAUCUGUGGAGCGGACGGUCGGCAGCUGAGCUCCGGGGGCAACGCGAGGGGCUUCAGACUCACACCCCUCCCACAAGCAGGCGACGGGUCCCCGCUGCUCCAUCCUCAGCCGGCCCGCUACCUCAGUCCGUCUGUCUCCAUGAGCAUGGCAUCAGGGGGUGAAGGUCCAUCCUCCACUCCUCACAGACACACCAACAGGUUAGCCAAGGAGAAGUCCCCCUACCUCCUUCAACAUGCACACAACCCUGUCGACUGGUAUCCAUGGGGACAAGAUGCUUUCGACAAAGCCAGGAAUGAGGACAAACCUAUUUUUUUAUCCGUGGGCUACUCCACGUGCCACUGGUGCCAUGUCAUGGAGAGGGAGUCAUUCGAGGAUGAGGAAAUUGGAAGAAUGCUCAGCGACAACUUUGUCUGCAUCAAACUGGACCGAGAAGAGAGACCUGAUGUGGACAAGGUCUACAUGACCUUUGUUCAGGCAACAAGUGGAGGUGGAGGAUGGCCCAUGAGCGUUUGGCUGACCCCUGAUCUUAAACCUUUCAUCGGAGGCACCUACUUUCCUCCUAGAGACCAUGGGAGACGACCUGGAUUCAAGACAGUUCUCUCCAGAAUAAUGGAACAGUGGCGGAAUAACCGUCCUGCCUUGGAGUCCAGCGGGGAGAGGAUCCUUGAAGCUCUAAAGAAAGGCACCGCCGUGGCUGCGAACCCCGGGGAGAGUCCACCUCUGGCCCCAGAUGCAGCUAACCGCUGCUUCCAGCAGUUGGCCCAUUCUUACGAGGAGGAGUACGGAGGCUUCAGAGACGCUCCCAAGUUCCCGAAACCAGUGAAUUUGAUGUUCCUCAUGAGUUACUGGUCUGUGAACCGCUCCACGUCAGAAGGGGUUGAGGCUCUUCAGAUGGCCUUACACACGCUCCGCAUGAUGGCGCUGGGAGGCAUCCACGACCACGUGGCACAGGGUUUUCAUCGUUACUCCACUGAUUCCUCCUGGCAUGUUCCGCACUUCGAAAAGAUGUUGUACGACCAAGCUCAGCUGGCUGUAGCCUACAUAACUGCCUCCCAGGUUUCAGGCGAGCAGCUCUUUGCAGAUGUGGCUCGGGACAUUCUGCUCUACGUCUCCAGAGACCUGAGUGACAAGUCCGGGGGCUUCUACAGUGCUGAGGAUGCAGACUCUGUCCCAUCCUCGGGGGGGACAAAGAAGCGCGAGGGUGCUUUCUGUGUCUGGACAGCCUCAGAGGUUCGGGAGCUGCUGCCAGACGUGGUGGAAGGCGCCAGUGAACCUGUCACUCAGGCAGACAUCUUCAUGCACCACUAUGGGGUCAAGGAGCAGGGCAACGUUGCUGCUGAACAGGACCCCCACGGGGAGCUGGAAGGUCAGAAUGUGCUGAUCGUGCGUUAUUCCGUGGAGUUGACGUCUGCUCGCUUUGGCAUCAGUGUCGAGAAGGUGAACGAGCUCCUGGCUGCUGCCAGAGCCAAGAUGGCAGAAGUGAGAACCAGUCGGCCACGCCCACAUCUGGACACCAAGAUGUUAGCCUCCUGGAAUGGCCUGAUGCUGUCGGCCUACGCUCGUGUUGGAGCUGUGCUGGGGGACAAGGCCCUGCUGGAGAGGGCCGUGCAGGCUGGCUACUUCCUCAAGGACCACCUGUGGGACGCUGAACGGCAGACCAUCCUCCGAACCUGUUACCGCGGAGACGAGAUGGAGGUGCAACAGAUUUCUCCACCCAUCUCCGGCUUCCUGGAUGACUAUGCUUUCAUCAUCUGUGGCUUGUUGGACCUGUACGAGGCCACGCUGCAGACUGAGUGGCUGCAGUGGGCCGAGGAGCUGCAGCUCCGGCAGGACACGCUGUUCUGGGAUGAGGUGGGCGGAGGCUUCUUCUGCAGCGAUCCCAGCGACAGCACCGUGCUGCUGCAACUCAAAGAGGAUCAAGACGGAGCUGAGCCCAGUGCUAACUCAGUGUCUGCGUCCAAUCUCCUGCGUCUGUCCCACUACACUGGAAGACAGGAGUGGCUUCAGAGGUCCCAACAACUGCUGACUGCUUUCUCUGACCGUCUGACCAGGGUUCCCAUAGCCCUCCCUGAAAUGGUCCGAUCUCUUAUGGCCCAGCACUACACCCUUAAACAGAUCGUGAUCUGUGGCCAGAGGGAUGCCCCGGACACCACAAGCCUCCUGGCAGCAGUCAACUCCCUCUUCCUACCACAUAAGGUCUUGAUGCUCGUCGACAAUGAUGACAACUUCCUGUGUCAGCGUCUGCCUGUCCUCUCCUCCAUGUCGCAGCAGGGCGGUGUCGCCACAGCCUACGUCUGCCAGGACUUCACCUGCUCGCUGCCUGUAACCGACCCCCAGGAACUGCGUCGCCUCCUGCUGGACGGGGCCACGGACACGCAGGCAGAAUAACGACCAAAGAACUUUAUUUUUGUGAAAUCCUCGGAGACUCUUCUCUGUUAGCCUGCAGCCCUAACUUAGCUUUUUAUUGUUUGCUGUAGUAGUCCGUGUCUGUCGAGAUUAGGUCAAGCUUACAAAUUCAAUAUGCAACAUUAGUAGGAGACGUUACCUUGAGUUCAAUGGGACCAUUAACUCCUCUUUUCUUCAUAAAUAAAACCAGCUUUAUAUACCUCAAA